This is a messenger RNA of Arabidopsis thaliana (thale cress), 2782 nucleotides long. RefSeq lists its product as uncharacterized. The coding region runs from base 124 to 2544 and encodes 806 amino acids. Lineage: Eukaryota; Viridiplantae; Streptophyta; Magnoliopsida; Brassicales; Brassicaceae. The transcript is spliced from 5 exons. The record is from RefSeq and is marked reviewed.
CUCAAACCAACAAACAAAAAUAAAAUAAAAGUAUUGAGUCUUUAGAAAUAACCCUAAAGCAAAUGUUCAGAGACUUUUCUUGUGUCUUCUAUUUUCUGGACUCAAGAGUAAAAAUAAGAGAGAAUGAGUUCGAAUGGCGAGAAGAGAAUGAUGAAAAGGUCAGAUUUUGCGCAGAAGUUGUUGGAUGAUCUUCGUGUGAGGAAAGAACAGCUUUCAGGCUCUCAGAACUCCCUACAAAAAGAUAAAUAUGCAUAUUCGAACAGAGGAUUUAAGGGAUCCAGAGCAAAUUCUACAACAUUUCAAGAUCUUACUAGCGGCUGCAUAGAGGCUUCAAAUCAGUUAGUUCCUUAUGGAAAGGGCAAGAGCAUGGAGAAACUCGACUUGUCGAAAGCAUUAGCAUUUGCACUUGAAAAUGCUGGAAAAGCUACAAGAGUAGAUCCUUCAGGGAGUGCCUCAAUCAUUAGUUUCUUGCAUGAAGUAGGAAGGAGAUCUUUGGGAGAAACAAGAAGCAGUCAAGUUUUUGUGCAACAACAACAACCUUCUUCAAGCAGUCCCAUGAUUCAUGUUCAUAUCAAAGAGAUUUCAAAGGGAGCUCAAAAGCUGAAUCAGAUCAUUAACGCAUGUAGCAACGGCCUAAGCUUUCGUAAAGGAAGGUACUCUAUACAAUGCGGGGAACAACUCAUGGAAGGCGCCAUUGAGUUGGAACAGUCUCUUCGUUUGCUUGUAGACAUACAACAAGCAUCUGAGUAUACAAGCCACAAACGGAGGAAAAACAGAAUCAAGCUGCUUGAAGAAAAUGGUGAUGAUGAUGAGGAGGAGGAUGCUCAUAAUCAAAACUACCAAAAGAUCAAACAAGUCGCAAAGGCGGAUAUCGAGAUGAGACUAUUGGCACUUAACUAUCAAGAGGAUAAGAACAACAAACAUAGAAAGCAAACAAGUUAUUGCGAAGAUACCGAGCAGAGAUCAACGAAACCUCAGAAGGGAAGGAUUCCGAGUGUUGUUGCAAAGUUGAUGGGACUAGGAGAGUUUCCACAAGAUGAAAAAGAGACCAACAUAAAACAUGAUGGAGAGAAUCUCACAAGGCGUAGAGUAAUGGAAGCUAGUGAAAAUCUUGUUGAACUAAAGACACAAAGGAAGUCAACAUCAUUGGAUUUAGUAAUCCACAAGGAGACUCAAACCGCGAAUGAGAUAAACUACAAAGCCAAGUCUCAGCAAAAGGAUAGAGAGAAGGAUGAUUCAAAGAGUAGAAAAAGAAGCAAGGCUUCAUACAAGAAAGAUGGAGAAACUACUACGAAAAAUGUUAUCAAAAGGAAUCCAACUCCAACAGAAAAUAAACAUAAGGUUGUCGCGAGGAGUCAACAAAAGCCUUUACAUAAACUUAGCAAUAAGAAAGAGAAGUUGCAGCGAGAAAGACAUCGAGAAAAUGGUGUAACGACAAAUCAUUCACAAAAACCUUUGAGUUCAGAGGAUUUACAAAUGAAGGUACGACUCAUAAACAAAGCUAAAGCUGUGAAGAAAAGCUUUUCUCAUGUUGAGGUAGCACAAAAGGGAAAAGAAGGAGAGGUUCUUAAAGCCAAGAUCUGCGAAAAGAAAAACCAAGACAUCUAUAUUUCAAAUGAAGCAUUGUGCAAAGUAAUGAAGCGACCAGAGAUUAAGAAAGAAGAUGGAAAACAUGAUCUGUUACUCAAAAGUUACAAUGACAGUAAUGAGAAGAAAGCAGAAGUAGAUACAUGCAUCAAAAGUUCUCAAGUUUCAGGUGUUGAGCAUAAGAAAGAGAUCAAAGAUGACUCAAUUCUUCUUAUUGCCGCAGAGAGAGUCCCAUGUCAAGCUCCAUCAGAAAAUCAUCAUGGGCGUAUGUUCACAAAUGGGAUGGAUCAACAAGCUCCAAUACCAAAGUCUGAUGGAAAUUCAGAUAUAUUAUCCAAGACAGUAUAUAAAGAAACAAAAGGGGAGAUAGAAGCUGGUUUACCCUUGUUGGAGAAGCGACAAGAACGCCGAAAACGAGAAACAACAGAGACAUUAUCCGAAAAUGAAAUAAACCUAAAGAAGAUAUUUGUGAAAAGCCAAUUAUUUCUAGACACAGCAAAGGCACAUUUCAAACUCAACAUUCCUCAAAAUGUCUUUCAUGACACCACCAGUGGGAGCUAUUACUAUCAAGAAGACAAGAAUCUAACCCUCGAGUGUGCCUUCGAGCUAAUGAAACGAAAAAGGAGAUUUCAAGAGUUAAGUGUCCAUCCUUUCGUGAAGGUACCCAUAAGUUCCUCUAAAAUAAACUCAUUGGACCAUCUUAUUAGACAAAUAAGCAAAGAGUUAGAGAAGCUGAGAGCCUACGGUAGAGACUGCCACAUUGGAUCACAUGUUGAAGACUACGUGUUGGAAAGAGAUGUUCACUAUAAAGACCCAUACUUGAACUCAAUGUGGGACAUGGGUUGGAAUGAUUCGAUGCUCGCGUUCAUCGAGAAAGAUGAUGUUAUGAGGGAUAUAGAGAGGGAAGUCUUCAGUGGACUCUUGGAAGAGAUAACAAGAGAUCUUAUAUGCAUAUAGCCGAAACUCUUCUUUCUCUCCGAUUUAAAAGUGAGCUCUUGUUUUAGGUGAUUAGAGUGUCUUCAAACAUUAAUCCACUCCGUUAAUGUUUUGUCUGAUAAUGGUUUUGCUUUUCUUUUUAUUCUACUACUCUUUUGGAUUAACUAUCCUGAUAUAUUGCAUGGUUAAUAAGAAUGGAUGCGUAUUUGAUGAAAAAACGUCUACUCAUUCAUCAUAAACACAAAAAGCUAAGUAUCUA